Molecule: messenger RNA, 2822 nt
Organism: Pelmatolapia mariae (spotted tilapia)
Lineage: Eukaryota; Metazoa; Chordata; Actinopteri; Cichliformes; Cichlidae
Product: frizzled-8-like
Exons: 1
Coding region: 246-1991 (581 amino acids)
Biological process (GO): non-canonical Wnt signaling pathway; canonical Wnt signaling pathway
Cellular component (GO): plasma membrane
Molecular function (GO): Wnt receptor activity; Wnt-protein binding
Source: RefSeq, a predicted model, not a curated record
CGCGGUGCUGCACCGACACAAAGGAGUGAGAGAGAGAGAGAGAGGGAGGGUAGACUGGAAGUAUCCACAGAUUCUCAGAAAGUAAAACGCCUGUGUUGGAUAUCACACGUACUAAACAUACUCGCAAACUGUGUGCGCAUUAGCAUGAGUUUGGCACUUCUCCUGGAUUAACUGGACUUGCAGCCUGCUUGCAAAAAGCAAGUUCGCUCUGACUUUGGAGGACAAAACGCGCACAGAAAACAACGAUGGAUAGGAGCAUCCCGGGAUGGUGCGUGCUGUUAACCCUGGUUCUGCACGGAACGCGCUGCUUGGCUGCCAAAGAGCUCCAGUGCCAGGAGAUCUCCGUACCUCUGUGCAAAGGCAUCGGCUACAACUACACCUACAUGCCCAACCAGUUCAAACACGACACGCAGGACGAAGCCGGCCUGGAAGUGCACCAGUUCUGGCCGCUGGUGGAAAUAAAGUGUUCCCCCGACUUGCGCUUCUUCCUCUGCAGUAUGUACACACCGAUCUGCCUUGAAGACUACAAGAAGCCGCUGCCACCGUGCAGGAGUGUGUGUGAGCGGGCCAAAGCUGGAUGUGCGCCGCUCAUGAGACAGUACGGCUUCCCGUGGCCAGACCGGAUGAGAUGCGACCUGCUGCCCGAACAAGGCAACCAGGACACGCUGUGCAUGGACUACAACCGCAGCCAGACCACCACUGUCUCUCCUGUGGUGGCGAAGCCAACCAACCGACCAUUAAAGCCGUACAACACCAAGAAGAAGAGCGGCUAUGGUCGUGGGAUCCCCGGUAAGCACAAACCAGCAGCGUCUACGUGUGAAACGGGAUGCUUCUGCCGUGCGCCCAUGGUGCCCGUUACCAGCGACAGCCACCCACUGCACAACCGCGUCAAAACUGGACAGAUCUUGAACUGUGCCAUUCCGUGUCACAACCCUUACUUUACACCAGAGGAGAGGACUUUUACUGCCUUUUGGAUCGGCCUGUGGUCGGUUCUGUGUUUUAUCUCCACUUUUGCAACUGUGGCGACCUUUUUAAUUGAUAUGGAGAGGUUUAAGUACCCGGAGCGCCCCAUCAUAUUCCUCUCCGCCUGCUACAUGUUCGUGUCAGUUGGAUAUAUUGUCAGACUGAUCGCUGGACACGAAGAAGUGGCCUGCAAUAGAGAAAACGGCGGAGAAUACAUUCACUAUGAAACCACUGGUCCUGCUCUUUGUACCAUCGUUUUUCUGCUGAUCUACUUCUUUGGCAUGGCCAGCUCGAUCUGGUGGGUGAUUCUGUCCCUCACUUGGUUUCUCGCUGCAGGUAUGAAGUGGGGUAACGAGGCAAUAGCCAGUUACUCACAGUACUUUCAUUUAGCCGCCUGGCUCAUUCCCAGCAUGAAGUCCAUCGCGGUUCUGGCUCUGAGCUCAGUGGACGGGGACUCCGUAGCCGGGAUUUGCUAUGUAGGCAACCAGAAUUUGGACAACUUGCGGGGCUUUGUGUUGGCACCGCUGGUUAUCUACCUGUUCAUCGGUACCAUGUUUCUGCUGGCCGGCUUCGUCUCGCUGUUCAGGAUCAGGAGUGUUAUCAAACAAGGAGGCACAAAAACUGAUAAACUGGAGAGGCUGAUGAUCAGGAUAGGAGUUUUCACAGUUUUAUAUACAGUCCCGGCCACUGUCAUAGUGGCGUGUUACUUUUACGAGCAGCAUAACAGGCAGACGUGGGAAAUUACGCACAACUGUACGUGCAUGACGGACCCGAACAGGCAGAGGCCAGACUAUGCUGUGUUUAUGCUGAAAUACUUCAUGUGCCUCCUGGUGGGUAUCACGUCGGGAGCCUGGAUCUGGUCCGGGAAGACCUUGGACUCCUGGAGGACUUUUUGCACGCGGUGCUGCUGGGGGAGUAAAGCCUCAGCGGGCUCCAUGUACAGUGACGUGAGCACUGGACUGACCUGGAGGUCUGGGACGGCCAGUUCCGUCUCCUGCCCCAAACAGAUGCCACUUUCCCGGGUUUGAUCAGGUGGAUUGGACGCCCAAUCUCAUGUCAUUUGACACUAAAGACUUAAAACCAGCUUUCUGGGGACAAUGUGUCGUAGAGAAUGAUUUUUGUUUUGUUUUGUUUUUAAUGGGUAAAUUAUUAAACGUCAGUCCCCAAACUGCCAGUUAAAGUCAAACUUUGUUCCUGAGCACUCCCCUAAUGUGAAAGUUUAAUGGAUUUAUGCUCCGGUUUGCUUAUAAAACUUAGAAGAUCGGUUUGACUUAUGGAAAGUGCUCUUCCCUUGCCUUAUCCCAGUGACGUCCAGGGGUUUUGAAUAGAGGGUUUGAGAGGGGGAGGGGUGACUAAUUGUGUUGGGAUUGUCCAUCAGCGUGUUGUAAUUAGCACAUUAAUGAGCGCCUAAUGGCUUCUCUUUAAAUAAUGAGACUGUCAGCAGCAGAACAAUGUACCUGGCACGAAGAAUGCAGAGUCUUAUCUGGGCUUAAUUGAAUGCACACAGCUGACAAGAUCCCCCUUGACGAUAGGUUAUAUGGUAUAUCUGAGUAUCUCCUUAUUCUCACUGCAAAGAGCCGCUGUGUCUUAAACACAAUAUUCACAAUGAGACUGUUCUGCUAGAAAUGAGGCCAUUGCUGGGCUGUUUUGUCUACAAGAUGGAUUUAUGCGUACAUUAAUCAAUGCCUUAAUACUGCCUCGUACGGGUUGCAUUUGCGCAUAAAGUGUAUUUAUAUAAUUAUUGGUGUACAUACAUUGUACAUUUGUACAUUGAAUUUUACGAGACUGUAAAUAUAUAUAAUUUCCAUUUUGAUAGAAGAUUUUAUUUUGAGAAUAAAACAACUUUUAUUGAACGUUUA